UUCCUGUUUUUCCUCCAGCUGCCUCCUCCCCUCCCUCUACUCCGGGCGGGAACUGAGGGGGGUGGGGAGGAGGGAGCAGCAAAGUUGGCCAGGGUCGCUUUUCUGAUUCCAAGCAGGCUGGGGGCCAGGACGGCCUCCCUGAACAGGGGGGGUUGGGGGUGGGGCACAUAUAGCUCUGGAUCCCGCUGUUGCCUCUCCGCACUUGCUCUUCGGGCCACAGCAGGAACGAGAGGCUCCUGGAAAACGCCCAGCUUCUCGCCAGCUCUUCCAUGAGCACACCCUGGGCCUGGGGCCUGAGAUCUCUCCAUGCAGGAGCAGCCACAAACUCCAGAGGCGGCGGCAACGCCAGCCACACCGGCCACACCACCAGCGCCACCACCCCCGGCCCCGCCGCCCAACCAACUGCCUCCAGUCCCUUCACUGCCAGUUUUUGUGGACCAUGCAAAACAGCCAAGCAAGGAACUCAUUAAGCCCAAAGCAAUUUUCGGGCGCCCAGUAGAGAGACCCACAGAGGCUGUUCCUGCUGAUGCUGCUGGUGGCGCUGCUGCUGAGGAGUGCCCGGGACCAGGUGCCAGGGGAGUCGGAGUGAAAAACCAUCGCUGUCAGCGGAUCCGAGCCAGCCGAGAAGCAGGCUCACGGUUUACCAUGGAGGGCUCGGACGAUAAACUGAUCCUGAAUGUGGGGGGCAUGCGCCACGAGACCUACGUCAGCACCGUGCGGGCCUUUCCAGGCACCCGCCUCUACAAGCUGACCGAGCCGCCACCGCCUGGCAGUCCAGCUGCUCAGGGCCCACCGGUCCGGGAGUUUUUCUUUGACCGAAAUCCUGAGCUCUUUGGCUAUGUGCUGGGCUAUUACCGUACUCGGCAGCUGCACUGCCCUGCCGACGUUUGUCGGGAUGUCCUAGAGGAGGAGUUGGCUUACUGGGGCCUGGCGGAAGCGCCACUGGCACCUUGCUGCUGGCUCAAGCUGAGUGGCAGGGAGAUCCGUACCCAGGACUUCCUCUCCUGGGAGGCCUGUGAGAAUGCCCACGUGGACGAACGCCUUCUGCUGAACCCCGUCGAAAGCCAGGGGCUGCGGAAUUCUUGGAAGCCGUGGCUCUGGGUGCUUCUUGAUCAACCCCGGUCUUCCCUAGGGGCCAAGUGCCUGUCCCUGAUCUCCACACUCUUCACCGUGUGUGCCCUGGUCAUCUUCUUCCAAGAGACAGAGGUCCAGCUGGAUUACUUCUCUGCCAACUUCACUCCCAUGGGACAUGGGGUAGGGGCUAGGGGAAACCACCAGCAACCGCAGUCACAGCCGCAGCCGAACCAUGGUCUCGUGUUCCACCGUGCCCCCCACCUGCUCUACCUGGAGCUGCUCUGUGCCCUUUGGUUUGGAACUGAGCUCUUUGCUCGGGCCAUUUCCUGCCCUGAUAAGGUGCGCUUCCUAUGCAGCCCUCUGAAUCUGGCUGACAUUUUCUGUUUGUUCCCUGUGCUGGUGGAAUUGGUGUUGGGUGAAAAGGCUGAAGGGCAACCCCGACUAAGCCUGACGCUUGGGGCCAUUCGCUCUCUCUAUGUCCUCAAGCUGGUUCGCCUGCUGGGCUUCCUGGAAAAGUCCCUGGCCCUGAGAGUUCUGGUUCACACCCUGCACUCAUCCUGGAAAGAGGUGUGUGCCUUUCUCCUGAUUUGGGUGGCUGAAAUCUUAUUCUUUGGCUUACUCCUCCUCUAUGGGGAGCUCCUGGGCAUGUCCACGCCAGGUCAAGGAGAGCCCCAUUUUGGAGACAUCUUCACGUGCCUGUGGUGGACCGUGAUAACACUCACCACUGUUGGCUAUGGGGACAUCUAUCCUCUCUCUGCUCUGGGCCAGCUGACUGCUGCUGUCACAGCCACUGUGGGCAUGUGCACUGGUGUCUUGCUGGUGCCUGUGCUCCUGGUCCGCUUCCAGCGCUAUUAUGCAGUAGCCCUGGCUCACCAGAAAUUAAGACCCAGUGGAAUCCUGUAACAGACACAUUGAUCAAAAGGGGUGGACCCCACCUUCCCUUCCUUCCUCUUGCCAGUUUUUAGUUACAGAUAAGGAUUUCUGAUUUUGGACUUGGCAAAGAAUCCUUCAGGAAUAGCCCCAGGUCAUCGCAGUUCUUGCUAACCAAGGCCUACAGAUCAGGUUGCUCCCCGUUAUUAAGGGGGCACCCUGGAGGAAGGGGAUUAGGGGCCUCAUCUUUCCCCUGCCCCACCCUAGGGCUUUCUCUUAAUUCUAGAAUGACCAGGAAGGAGAAAGUGUAGCUCUUCCUGGAUUGGUGCUAUAUCCCCCUCUCAACUAGCUCUCUUCCCUCCCAUCCACUCAUCCUGCCCCCCCACCAAUCAGACCCUAGUCUAGAUGGGGGACUUUUGAGUGAUGGUAGCUGUAGGCUGUCAACAUCAGUUGCCUAUGGGUAUCAAUGGUGAUUGGCUGUGGGUUUUGAUAGCAGUUUUCUGUGAUUAUCUGACAGCAACUGGUUAUGGCUAUUGAUGACGAUUGGUACCUUCUGUACCCAGACAUAGCCAGAGUGUAGCAUUGCUCUCCAUACUGCUCCUAAGACAAAUGCUCCUAAGAGCCACAAGGAGGCCUCUGCAGAUUCUCAGAGACUCUUAAGCAGAUGCAGGUCAGCCAGGUCUGAACCUGAAGUACUCUAAAUCCAUGACCUCCUCAGCCCAUUUUAUCCUUGCCCAAUCCUCCCCGCUCCUUCCCAUCUCUUUCAUUAUUUUCAUAGUAUUUCAGAUAUAGUAUUAGCCAUCAUUAAUCACAAUACAUUAGCCAAUAUUAGUCACAGUAUCUCAGCCACAAUAACAGUAUGUAGUCACUGAUAGACAUGAAACGUUAUUGUUGCACAUUGCAUGGACAGGAAUGAGGAAACUGGGAUUGUUGGCGAGAAUAGGUAGGCAAUUUCCUCUUUCAAAUUUUUAAAAUCGAUAUCUGGAUUUUAUUCAUUUACAAUUUUUUAUUUUUUUCGGAACACUUUUCAGUACCCACAACGGGUCUACCUCCAAUCCUCGCUGCUAUUGAAUACACCCACCUUCCCACCUCUUCCUCUUGGUUUUUUUUUUUUUUUUUUUACUACCUGCAUGCUCUUCCCUCCCAGCUUUCUUUUUUUGUGGUGCCUUCCCACCGUGCACCCCUCUUGGAACUGGCUUCUAGGAGGGAAAGAAGGGACCUCCUCAGGUCUGACUUCAACUCAAGCCACUGGUUUGUCUGAGGAAGUGCCCCAGGCCACUGGGCUGUGCUGGGAGGUUGAAGUGAACUCUCGCUGUUGCGGAAGCUGUGAGCAUAAAUUCUGUUUACAA
Messenger RNA from Lepus europaeus (European hare), 3293 nucleotides. Its product is annotated as potassium voltage-gated channel subfamily C member 3-like. Gene Ontology annotation, cellular component: dendrite membrane; voltage-gated potassium channel complex; axon. NCBI's taxonomy places the organism in Eukaryota, Metazoa, Chordata, Mammalia, Lagomorpha, Leporidae. Gene Ontology annotation, molecular function: delayed rectifier potassium channel activity; protein binding. The transcript has 4 exons. The record is from RefSeq and is a predicted model, not a curated record. Bases 307 to 1977 code for a protein of 556 amino acids. Gene Ontology annotation, biological process: potassium ion transmembrane transport; protein homooligomerization.